Messenger RNA from Penicillium waksmanii, 2445 nucleotides. RefSeq names its product putative ATP-dependent RNA helicase (Hrh1). Gene Ontology annotation, cellular component: catalytic step 2 spliceosome; intracellular anatomical structure. Gene Ontology annotation, molecular function: RNA binding. The coding region runs from base 1 to 2445 and encodes 814 amino acids. The record is from RefSeq and is a predicted model, not a curated record. The transcript has 2 exons. NCBI's taxonomy places the organism in Eukaryota, Fungi, Ascomycota, Eurotiomycetes, Eurotiales, Aspergillaceae.
AUGCCGGAGCGGCUGAAGACAUACUUCGGCGACGCCGACAACGAGCCUGCCCAGCAGGUCUCAAAGGCUGUCCCCGACCCCGCGCCCGAGGAGGCCGACCGGAAGAAAAAGCGCAGCAAGCGGAAGCGCGAUCAACCCUCCGACGAACACUCACCGCGCAACGAGUCAAUUCACAAAGAACCCGUUAAAGCCCCUUCGCCAGUGGUUGAUAAUGUCGCAUCAGAGCCAGCGGAAGCCAACGGCGACAUGAUCCAGCAAGAACUACCCAGCAAAUCCCAACAAAAGCCUAAAUCAACAUACCAGUCCAAACCCAAGACCUUCGAUUCCAAGACGAAUUUCUCCUCCCUCCGCGAGAAGGCAGCUACCCUUUACGAACAACGCAAGAAACUCCCCAUUUUUGGCCAUGCCGACGAGAUACGGCAGAAGCUCCGGGAUCAAGAUGUGAUGCUGCUGGUCGGUGAAACGGGUAGCGGAAAGAGUACGCAGAUCCCGCAGUUCUUGGUCAAUGAGUUUUGGUGUCGACCGACCGAUACGAAAAUUACAAAGAAGGAUGGUUCGGAGAGAUCAGUUAAGGUUGGUGGCUGCAUCGCUAUCACGCAGCCUCGUCGAGUCGCUGCCAUCACGCUUGCCCGCCGUGUCGCCGAGGAAAUGGGGACACCGCUUGGCUCAUCAUCGCCGGCAAGCAAGGUUGGAUAUUCGGUACGAUUCGAUACGUCGACUUCGCCGAGUACCCGGGUCAAGUUUUUGACAGAGGGAAUGCUGCUACAGGAGAUGCUCCACGACCCGUGGCUCACCAAGUACAGCGCGAUCGUGGUUGACGAGGUCCACGAACGAGGUGUGAAUGUCGAUCUGGUGACUGGAUUUUUGCGCAAUUUGGUAUCCGGAGACAAAGAGGGCAGAGGUGGUGUGCCGCUCAAGGUGGUGGUUAUGAGUGCUACGGCAGAUAUGGAAAGUCUCCAGGGCUUCUUCCAAGAAGGCUUCAAGUUGGAAGUGGAGGAACAAAAGCGCAUACAGAACGGGUUCGCGAAGGCUGAGAAGGAAGACGAGAAGAUCAAAGAUAUUUCGGUUUGUCAUAUCAAGGGUCGCCAAUUUCCCGUCAAAACAAUCUACUCUCCCGAGCCCGUGCAUGAUUUCGUGGACGCCGCUCUUAAAGUGAUCUUCCAGAUCCACUACAAGGAGCCCAUGCCUGGUGACAUUUUGGUCUUCCUGACUGGUCAAGAAACCGUCGAGGCCCUCGAACAUUUGGUCAAUGAAUACGCUAUUGGCAUGGAUCCGGGUCUACCCAAGAUCCUGGUUCUUCCACUCUUUGCAGCUCUCCCCCAAGCUGCUCAACAGCGAGUGUUCAUGCCCGCACCACCUCGCACACGAAAGAUUGUGCUCUCGACUAACAUCGCUGAGACUUCCGUCACUGUUUCGGGGGUGCGAUUUGUGGUGGAUUGCGGAAAGGCAAAGGUUAAGCAAUUCCGGUCGCGACUGGGACUGGACUCUUUGCUGGUGAAGCCGAUUUCCAAAUCCGCAGCCAUACAGCGAAAGGGUCGUGCGGGUCGUGAAGCCGCCGGCCAGUGUUUCCGUCUAUAUACUGAAAAGGACUAUCUGACCCUCGACGAAACGAAUACCCCCGAAAUCCUGCGAUGCGAUCUGAGCCAGGCGCUCCUGAACAUGAAAGCGCGAGGUGUCGACGACAUUGUCCGCUUCCCCUUUCUCACUCGCCCACCGCGCGAGACACUUGAGAAAGCUCUCCUCCAACUCCUCAAUAUCCAAGCCCUCGAUGACACUGGCUCGAUUAGCAAGAUUGGCCAACACAUCGCCAAGUUGCCGCUGACACCGACGCUGGGUCGUGUACUUCUUGCGGCAGCGGAACAUGGCAGCGAUUGCCUGACAGAUGUCAUCGACAUCAUCUCAUGUCUCAGUGUGGAGAAUAUCUUCCUAAACGCUAACUCGGAAGAAAAGAAGGAAGCCGCCGAGACGGCCCGACGCGAUCUUUACCGACGCGAGGGUGAUCAUCUGACAAUGUUAGCGACAGUGCGUGCCUACGCAGCCGAGAACGCUGACCGGAAAGCGUGGGCAGAGCGGCAUCUGGUCUCGCAUCGGGCGAUGCAGUCUGUCAUGGACGUCCGCAAGCAACUGCGCACGCAAUGCCGACAGGCCAAAAUGCUGCCGGCCGACCAAAGAAAUGACCACUUCCCGGACCCCUCGCCGAUUCUCAUUCUGCAAAGCUUCCUUGGUGGCUUUGCGACCAACACUGCUCGCCUGGUGCCGGAUGGCAGCUAUCGGACGGUAGUUGGCAACCAGACCGUUGCGAUUCACCCAUCUAGUGUACUAUUUGGCAAGAAGGUAGAGGCGAUUAUGUAUAACGAGUUUGUUUUUACGAAUCGCACCUACGCACGCGGAGUUAGCGCCGUGCAGAUGGAUUGGGUUGGGGAGGCCUUGGCUGCCAGUGGUUGA